AUGUCUUCAUCUACGGGUGCUCCAACCCCUUCUUCCACCACCUCUACAACCGCCGGGAAGGCUCCGAGGAUCCUCGCGUGCGUCCUCUGUCAACACCGCAAGAUAAAAUGUGACCGAAACAUGCCCUGCUCUAACUGUAUCAAGGCCAAUGUCACAUGCACGCCGAGCACUCCAGCGCCGGCCCGCAAGAGGCGCCGGCCGAAUCAAGACUUACAGGAGAGGCUGGCGAGAUGCGAGGCUUUGCUGCAAAACUACGCCACUGCUGCUGCUGCGUCGGGCGAGUCACCGGCCGGGCCAAGUACUAAUCAUGUUGUUAUCCCUACCGGCGCUGGAUCUCGCUCAUCCAUCAUUGCCCGGGAUCCAUCCAAGUAUCCCGACCCCAUGCCACCCUGGACACCUGCUGGAAAGGUAGUUGUGGAAGACGGCAGUACUCGUUUCGUCGAUAGCUUCCUGUGGGGUAAAUUACACGAUGAGCUCAAUGAGAUGAGGAGAAUCAUCGAGGCUGAUGAAGCUGAGGAUCAUUCCACUUUGGCUUCUGAAGCGGCUACUCCAGAAGACGCCACCGAUCUCCUGCUUGGCGACUAUGCUAGUAUGAGCCUGGAUGAUGCGUACCCCGAGCCGGUUCACGUAUUCCGUCUAUGGCAGAUAUUCCUCGAACGGGUGAACCCAAUCAUCAAGAUUAUCCACGUCCCAUCUAUCCAGCCCUACGUCGUCGAGGUAGCCAGCGGCAACUGGAACGUUCCGCCGAAUCAUCAGCCGCUCUUAUUCUCCAUCUUCAACGUUGCCGUUUUUUCCCUGUCUGACUCGGAGUCUCGGCAAAUGCUUGGCAUGUCGCGCGAGUCGGCUUUGCGCAAGUUCUCGUCUGGCGUCCGGGCGGCGCUGAUGAAGGUCAACUUCAUGAAGACCUAUGAUCUCUACAUUCUCCAGUCUCUAGCGUUCUAUUUGCUCUCCCUUUAUGGCCGUCAUAAUCGAGAUGCGGCUUGGAUCUUCAGUGGGGUGUGCAUUCGUAUCGCGCAAAAGAUGGGACUUCACCGAGACGGCGAAAGCCUCAAUCUAACUCCAUUCGAAACCGAAAUGCGCAGACGAUUGUGGUGGAAUCUGGUGAUCCUAGAUGCGGCGUGGGCACUGCUAUCCGGCAUGACGUAUCCUAUAAUCUCCGUCAACUGGACCACCAAAGUACCGCGGAAUGUGAACGACGCCGACCUUUUCCCGGGAUCGACCGAACCGAUCCAGGAGCGGGACGGGCCGACGGAAAUGGGAUUCACUCUUCUCAUGACUACAAUUUGGGGAUUCGUCAUCAAGUGCCACCAUCAAUUCCCCGGGUUCGAAGCCGCAGUCCUCGGAUUUGAUGUCGAGUCAAUCGGGUCCAAGGACAGGCCUGCAGAACGACUCCCAAUUGACGUCGACAGUUCCCAGCAAUUGAAGUACAAAAGUCUCUUGGAUCAGUUGAGGGCCGAGCUGGAUAAAGUGGUGGAUAAGUACAUUGAUCCUGGAGCCGGAGCAGCGCAUUUAGUCGCGUCGAGGCUUCCCCGACUGAUAUCGGCGAAAGUGGGUCAGCUCUUCGUCCCUAUCACCGAGUUACCGGAAUAUGGAACGGAAAUCUUCAACAUGGACGAUAACUUGUUCCGGUUGGGAGUAUAUAACAUCGAAGGUAACCUGGAGCUAUACGAUCUGAUGAACGCCAGGGGCUUCAUGUGGUACUGCCGGUUGCACUUCCAGGUUGAAAUGCUCACUGCUCUGGUGGGACAGCUCAUCACGCGACAGACGGGUUCAUUGGUUGAUAGGGCAUGGCGGGCGCUCGAUGGGCUGUUCAGACAUCACCCCGAGCUGUACGACAUGUCUUCGAAACCAAACAUCACGCUCCGAUCCUUUGUCCUCAAGGCGUGGAAGGGACGCGCGCAGGCUCUUACCCAACGAGGGCAGUCGGCGGUGAUGCCGUACUAUGUUCAGGAGCUAAUGAGAGGACUUCCGGAGGGGAGAAUAUCCGAGUCGGCGACUCCCGGAAGCGUCGUAUCAUCGGCCGUGGGCGGAAGUAGCCAAAAGACGGGUGGCCAAGAUUUCCCCAAUGCAAAUACGAAGUGGGAGUACGGUCCCGCACACGAUCAUGGAAGUACCGAUAACGGCGGUUUCGGCCCAGGACUUCUAGACAUUGGUGCAGUGGAUUGGGAUAUGUUCGCUGACAGCGUGUCCUCUGGACAUGGAGCGCCCGGAUCGAGUUCUGGGUUGGGAUUCGGGGGUUUGGGACCUAAUAUAGGGCCUCCGUGGUAA
This is a messenger RNA of Scedosporium apiospermum, 2268 nucleotides long. RefSeq names its product Fungal specific transcription factor domain-containing protein. NCBI's taxonomy places the organism in Eukaryota, Fungi, Ascomycota, Sordariomycetes, Microascales, Microascaceae. Gene Ontology annotation, molecular function: DNA-binding transcription factor activity, RNA polymerase II-specific; DNA binding; zinc ion binding. The coding region runs from base 1 to 2268 and encodes 755 amino acids. Gene Ontology annotation, biological process: regulation of DNA-templated transcription; DNA-templated transcription. The transcript is spliced from 4 exons. The record is from RefSeq and is a predicted model, not a curated record.